AUGUCAUGGCCGGAGCUGCAAGGGCAGGAGCUUGCACUCCUUAAAGGGGCAUUCGCGAACCCCAGGCAAUUGCACGCAGCCUUUGAUAGUCGCGAGGAGGCGGCUGAACUAAUAGAGGUGUUCUUGCCAGGCAUCAACAGAGAUGGGAAAUAUCAGAGAGCUGACGUUCUUGUGGCAUGGGCACAGGAAAAUGAGUCAGCAAUCAAGCGGCAGCGAAGGGAGUCAUUGCAUGGUAUGUGGGAGGUGCUACCACAGCAACGUGUGGUGCCGAAGCUGACGGACACAUUUGAUGAGCUGGCAAGGAGCAACCCACUUGUCCUGCUGCCGGCGCUGCAGCGGAAGAGGCGCAUGCUUAGAGAAAAUACAGACGCUACACAGCGCGCAAAGGAGGAACAGCUGGCAAAGAAGAAGUAUGCCUUACAAUUGGCCGAGAUACUUAAGGAAGCGAAGUUGCCGUUGGUGCAACAGCUGGAGGGAGUGGACCAGCCUGAGGAAGUUUGGCCACGGAUAUUUGGAACCCGCAGGAGCAAAACGCUGCGAAACCGCUUAAAGGCUUGGCAACCCUUCAGGACGUGGCUGCAGUGCGUCUAUGAGGUGCAAUGGCCGACUAGCGUGCGGCAGCUGAUUGAUUAUAGCAAUGAGAGAUUUCAAAGUGAGUGUGGCAAGACAGUGCUGAACAGUUUCCAGGCGUCGCUGGCUGUCUUGGAGCAAGUGGGAAAGGUCGCUGAGACACAGCGGCUGUCGAGCGAUACAACAUGGCUGGCACACUUGAAGUCGUUGACUGCAGAUUUGGUGGGUGAGCAAGCGCCCGUACAGCAAGCACCAAUGAUGACGGUAGCUAUGAUCAUUUCACUUGAGCUGCACAUUGCGAGGGAGGAUGAGCCUGAGUAUAUACGGGCAAUGGCAUUCGUUGCGCUGCUGGCUGUGUAUGGUUCCAUGAGAAUGGACGACUUGCAAGGGAUGCUGCCGGCUACCAUGCGGCUUACUGCACAGGGCUUCAGAGCUACGCUUGGACGCACCAAGACAACAGGCGCCGAUCGGCGCAACAAGGAGGUCACAGUCUUCAUACACAGGCAGGCGGGUUUGUCCGGCUUUCAUUGGUUAGGUGAGGGCUUCGCGCUUUGGAAGAAGGACGAUUGGAAAGGGCCAACUAAGCACUUCGCUAAGACCGAAGUAGUUGCUGGCUAUGUGCGUGAGGUUUUCAAGAGGCUUGCAACGCCGAAGUUUGAGGAUGGGGCAUACCGCCUCAACGUGCAGAGAUACCUCUUGGUGGAAGGGGCGCAAGGCUUCUUCACGGGGCAUAGCCCACGCAAUUGGCUUACUUCAGCUGCCGCAGUGUUGGGUUGGUCUAAGGAUCAGAGGGACUUCUUGGGUCGUUGGCUUAUCGGUGGUUCUGGUUCAGCUGACUACACGCGCACUGCCCGGGAAGUCGUGCAUCGCAUUCAGAUCGGAGUCUGCAAAGCAAUUGUCACCGGCCAAGGUGGCGAGUAUCAAGAGAUCGAGGCCCUCGAAGAGUUAAAGGCAUAUGUAGACGAGCGUGGAGGUUCAGGUGCAUUGGCAAGGCAGCCGUGGGAUGCCAGCAUUUGCUCUGAUGCUUCCGCCAGGAAAAGGUUUAUGCCGGGACUUCCGGCUCCGCAGAGACUGCUUCCGUCCGCAGUCCCCGAGAGGGAAGCAUCACAUCCUGAGGUGGCGAGGAUGCAGAGCAGAUUCGAUGCCGCGGGUGCCAAGUUCGCUAAAAGAACCAAACAUGUUUCUUGGGACGCGAAGGAGACUGAGGAGAAGAAUUUUGCUUUAUUUAAGUGGCUUAAGAUCAUUGAGCGAGGGCCGUGGGACUUUGCUGUGUCUCGCGAUUUCUUGAGGGCACGCUUGUUGGGGCUCGGUGCUGGUGAUCUUCUUGAGAGUAUUUCGAAUGCUCUUGCUGCAAAGAGCACUGCGACUCUGCGUACGAGAGCCGGUCCGAUGAUCAGAUAUUUGGCUUUCUGCGACCUUGAAGGUAUUGAGCCCUUCCCAAUCAGAGAGGAGGUCAUGUAUAAGUUCUUCUACGACAUGCAGGCGCAGGUAGCAGCGACAUUCUUCAAGUCUGUGCUUGCCUCGCUGGCUUUCGGCCGCUUCGUGUUGGGUCUUGACAGUGCGGUGCUGGCGCUGGACUCUUUGAGGGUGAAAGGGCUCGCCAGAAAGCUGUACUUGGGCAUCAGGCGACUGCAGCAGAGGCCUCCACUUCGAGUCAAGGAUGUUAUCAGGCUUGAGCUGAUUUGCACAGGCGAUGUGCCUCGCUCGGCCCUCGAUGUGGUAAUGGCAGGCUUCAUCCUCUUCAUGGUUUUCUCUCGAGCCCGUCACUCUGAUGCCCAACAUGUUUGCUCGUUGGCUUUCGAGCUUGACUUCAGGGGAGAUCUUCCUGCGGGUUUCAUCAAUGCGGAGGUUAAGAAGACCAAAACUAGCUUCACGGUGGAGCGGAAAACAAAAUUUCUACCCAUGCUGGCGCCGGCGCGGGGUCUCAGCGGCAAGUGCUGGGCAUCAGGAUGGAAGGCGGCGCUCAAGAAGGUGGGCAUCACGGCAGGGGAGGGGAAACCUCUCAUGCCCUCACCCAAGAGUGGGGGAGGAUGGAACGUGAUCCCACAAACUGCUCAGGCUUCAGGGCAGUGGAUGCGAGCUCUGCUCAAUGAUGGCACUGAUGAUCCCUACUUGCUCGGGCUGGGGACGCACUCGGCCAAAACCACACUUUUGUCGUGGCUAAACAAGAAGGGUGUUGCUCGAGAUGUCACUGCAUUGUUGGGAUACCACGCAACAAAGGAUGCUGGCAUAGGUACUGAGAUCAUCUACGCCAGGGAUGCCAUGGCAUAUCCCUUAAGAGUCUUGCAGGAACUCGUCGAUGAGGUCCGUGAUCGUUCUUUCAGGCCCGAUGAGACCAGAGGCCUUAUGACGGCCGCGGAAAGGGAGGCUGCAGGAGUUCGUGACGAUGCAGGCGCAGAUUGCUCAUCGUCCUCCUCUGAGGAUGAGGAAUGCCCGCGCCAUGAUGAGGGUGCUGAGGGACGAGUUUUGGGCCCGUGGGCCGGUCGUGUAGAUAGAUCUAAGAUUCCUGGUGAGGCGGUCAUGGCUAGGAACGAGACCUCGCGAGUUUUGCACAUUUCACGUGAAGAGCAGGCCACCGCUUUCAUUUGUGGCCGAAAGAUUACGGCUGCCUAUGAGGUGUGCGAUGCACACCCAUCCGUUUUGUAUCCAAGGUGCAAGCAGUGCUUCAGAAGCUUUCUGGAAUCAGUUAAUGCGUGA
Molecule: messenger RNA, 3267 nt
Organism: Symbiodinium sp. CCMP2592
Lineage: Eukaryota; Dinophyceae; Suessiales; Symbiodiniaceae
Source: the annotation of a GenBank genome assembly